AGGUAAAAUUAAAAACGUAGUUAGAAAAUCUACUUAAGUCACUACUGAGGAAGCGCCAAAUUACUUAAAACAUUAUUCAGCAAACUAACAUAGAGAACAAACAAGGAUAACAUUUUUUGAAAGCUAACGCGCCACAAGAGGAAGAAGCAGAGGCUGAGGAGGCGUGAGUGUGUGACUAGUGUGUGAUGAACACCUGGCAAGUUGUGGUGAAUUUCUCCGUUAUGACGCAGUGACCUCCGUUGACAGAUGGCUGAAGACAAACCACAAAGGAAGACAUCAGGCAGGAACCCUCAGCGAGGUCAGCCUCCUGGUGGUGCUGGUGGUGCUGCUGCUGCUGUUGCAGCCAGUGAUGGCAAGAUAAAGGAAACAGCUCCUAGAGAGUCAGGAGGAGUUGGAAAGAAUCGGCGCCUGGCUAGCAUCCGGUCCCGCAUCUCCAUAGAAGAGCUGAAGAAUGUUUACAAGCGACAGGUGACCCUGUCUCAGGAUGACAGUGUUGAGCCUCUUUUUGAUCCUAUGGCUAAGGCACAGGAGUGCCUGAAAGUGGUGAGGGGUAAGACAGGUGUGGUGUACUGCUCCCAGAUGACCAACCAUCACUGCUUUUGGGACCCCCAACAUGUGGAGAAACCUGAAAGGCUGCUCUGCAUACUUGACAGGUGUCUGGAGCUAGGAUUGCUGCAGGAGUGUGAGCAGCUGGAGUGUCGUGCUGCCAAAGAGGAGGAAGUGUUAAAUUUGCAUUCUCCAGCACAUUUUGGCCUCCUCCAGACCACUUCCGGUAUCACUGAUCAGGAUAAGCUGGAAGACCUCUCUUCACGCUUUGACUCUGUUUACUUCCAUCCAGGAACAUGCAAAAGUGCCCUAUUGGCAGCAGGUGGUACACUGGAUCUGGUGGAUGCAGUGGUCUCAGGUAGACUUCAAAAUGGCUUUGCUAUAGUGAGACCCCCUGGCCAUCAUGCUAUGGAAUCUGAAUUCUGUGGGUUUUGCUUCAUCAACAAUGUGGCUCUGGCGACUCGCCAUGCACUAAACACCCACGGCCUCUCCCGUAUCCUGAUUGUUGACUGGGAUGUGCACCAUGGCCAGGGAACGCAGCAGGCCUUCUAUUCAGAUCCCAGAGUGCUGUACUUUUCCAUCCACCGGUAUGAGCAUGGCAGUUUUUGGCCAAAUCUUAGGGAAAGUAACUAUGAUUACAUUGGCCAAGGGAAUGGUAAAGGUUUCAACUUCAAUGUGCCGCUCAACAGCACUGGCAUGGCCAACCAAGACUUCCUGGCCAUCUUGCACCAGGUGCUUCUCCCUGUUGCCUAUGAGUUCAAUCCAGAGUUGGUUGUAGUAUCAGCUGGGUUUGAUGCUGCCAUUGGAUGCCCUGAGUUUGGCCCUGAGCUAGUUAUAGUGUCUGGAGGUUAUGAUUCAGCUAUUGGGGAUUGCAAGGGAGAAAUGGAGGUGACCCCUGGGCUGUAUGCACACCUCACCUCCCAUUUGAUGGCACUAGCCCAUGGCAAGGUGGCUGUGGUCCUGGAGGGAGGAUACUACCUACCAUCAUUGGCUGAGAGUGCAGCAAUGACUCUCAGUGCUCUGCUGGGCCAUCCAUGUCCAUCUCUCAUGGAUCCCAUCAUUCAGCCCUCAGAAAGCUUGCAGGAGGCGUUACUGAGUCUGGUGUAUGUUCAGCGGCCAUACUGGAAGUGUUUCCAGUAUCAGGGGUCCUUCAGCCUGGAGAAGGUGAGGGGAGAUUCUGACCCAAAAAUCUUCACACCAAGUCUUUCCUUUAUGGGACUGACAAGUAGCCGACCUCUGAGAUUCCCCACAAGGGACUAUAUUGAGCCUCAGACACCUGAAGCUCUGCAGAGAGUUGAUGACAAAUUUCAGUCCCUACGACAAAGAGAGGGUGUAAGGCUGAGACUUGAGCCUAGACUAUGCUUAGUGUAUGAUGAAGGGAUGGAGCUCCAUCACAGCCUUACUGAAGGGGAACAUCCAGAACGACCAGAACGCAUCCGUCGGGUAUGGGAGAUGCUGUGUCGAGUUGGAGUGGUAGAGCGAUGCCGUGUCCUGCAGUCACGACGAGCCCAGCGUGAAGAAGUGGAGUUGGUGCACACCAAAGAGCAUAUGGAAUUCAUGUAUAAACUUGAGUCCAUGGAUGAGGAAGAGCUCCAGAUCCUGCAAGAGAGCUACAAGUCUGUUUAUCUUCAUCCAAAGACCAAUGACUGUGCCCUACUUUCUGCUGGCUCUCUGCUGCAGGUAGUGGAGGAGGUGUGGCAAGGCAGGGCAAGGGCAGGUGUUGGGCUAAUACGACCACCUGGCCAUCAUGCUGAGCCAGACCAGCCACAUGGCUUUUGCUUCUAUAACAACGUUGCAGUAGCUGCCAGGCAUGCCAUACAUAACCUGGGAUGCCAGAGAGUACUGAUUGUUGACUGGGAUGUGCACCAUGGCAAUGGCAUCCAACAUGCUUUUGAAGAAGAGCCACGAGUGCUGUAUGUGUCCCUCCAUCGCUAUGACCAUGGCCUUUUCUUUCCUUCCUCUGAAGAUGCCAACUUUGAUCGUGUGGGAAGAGGUCCUGGAGAGGGGUUCACCAUCAAUAUCCCCUGGAACAAGGUACAUAAAGGGGAAAGGAUGAUGAGUGGCAUGGGUGAUGCAGAAUACAUGGCUGCCUUCACUCAAGUGGUGCUGCCUGUAGCCUACCAGUUCAAUCCUCAGCUGGUUCUGGUUGCUGCAGGCUUUGAUGCAGCUCGUGGUGACCCUCUUGGAGGUUGCCGCACAAGUCCUGAAUGCUAUGGUCACAUGACAUCUUUGUUGUCUGGGUUAGCGGAGGGUCGAGCUGUACUGGCACUUGAGGGAGGAUACAACCUUACUACUAUCAGCUACUGCAUGACACUGUGUGCUAAGGCUCUUCUUGGUGAUCCAAUGCCUCCUCUAGAAGCUCAGCUAGUGCCCAACAAGAGUGCUGUUCAGACCAUAAAUGAUGUCAUCAACACCCACAGCAAAUAUUGGUCAGCACUCUGUUUCCAGGUUGACCUUCCAUUGCAAGAUGUGUUGCAGCAGGGAUGUGGAGGGGGCCCUCAAGGGGUGGACUCUGGUGUGUCAGGAUCAGAGGCCUCUCUUUCUCCCUCCCCAAUCUCUAUUCCUUCCCCUGCUAAAUCCUCUCCUGAUUCAUCUCCCUCCACCACUGCCACAACCUCCCCUUAUGUCUCAGCUCCCUCCUCUCCUGCCAAGCCCAUCCUUAUGGAGUGUGAGGUAAAGGCUGGUGAUGUCCAGGAGUGUUUACCAGACAGCAAGGAGACAGCUUCCUCAGUAGGAGCAAGGCCUCGAACCCAGCAGCAAAAGAACUCACCUAACAGGACACCCCAUAGACCCAGGCAAGCAUCAAACCAAUCUGUUGGUAGACAGAGAAGUACCCCCAAGAAACAUGGCAAGAUAUCUGCAGCCAUGCAAGCAGCAGUAGCCAGCCAGAGCCUGGUGAAAGGCCCCACAGGUGUCGUUUGUGUUGAGAGGGACAAAGGAGGCAGCCCUGUGGAGACUGUAGUCAACCAGUGUCUGGCAUUUGAUUUGUGGCAGGCAUGCAGUGUUCUACCAUCCCAACCAGCCAUGAAGGCAGAGGUCUUUCCAGAGAAGAUACUACAACAUCUCUGCUCUGUCAGUGUAAUGAGUGGCCAGCACCAGGAGGGCACAGGGGAUGUUUCAUUACAGGUUGCUGGAAGUGUGGCAAGGCUUCUGCAGGAAGUUCUAGAUGGUAAAUUUCAGAAUGGCAUGGCCUUGAUGCAGGCUAUAGAUGGCCUGCACUGUGGUGUGGCCAUGGCAGUAUACUCAGUGCUGGGUAUCCAUAGGAAGGCUCGGGUGGUGAUUGUGGACUUUGGCAACUGUGUUGAGUUGGGCAUACUGGAACAUGUGUUCUCACAUGAGCCUCGGGUUCUGGUACUUUCUGUGCGACAGUGCCAGUAUGCCUCUCAAUCCACUUCUAGAAAUAAAGAAAGAUGCAGUAAUUUUCUAAACAUAGAUAUAAAUUGUAAUAUAGCAGAAAACAGCCGUGAUUACCUCACAUUAGCUCAUCAGGUACUGCUGCCUGUGGUCUAUGAGUUUCAGCCAGACUUGGUGGUAAUGACAGCAGCAUUUGAAUGGAAUAUCUACCCUGCAUUCCUUUCCAACAUGGCUGGACUGUUUAUGCCUGUGACAAGUGAUCGAUUGGUGAUGGCUGUGGAAAUAGACCAACAGGGCAGUAAGAUUGCUGGUGAGGGUAUAGUAGGGGCUCUUAGCACCCUGUUGGGCAGUUCAUGGCAUCCAAAAAUGAUGUUAGAGUCUGGGAGCCUCAGGCCAGAGUUGUGCCAGACUAUACUUCAGGUGAUGAAGGCUCAGCAAGGCAGUUGGAAGAGCUUGAGAUACCAUGCCUUGGCAUCACUUGUGACAUCAUCCAGUGGAAAGCAAGAAUCAUUACUCCUGAAUCGUCUCCAUCAGCAGAUCAUCAAGCCACAGGAAGAUGUUUCAUCUGAACCGAAAGAGCAACAGUGUCUCAAGGCUGGGCAGUCUGUGUGCCUUGUGUACAGUGAGUCCAUGAAGGAACAUAUCAGCUAUGCAGACUCCACACAUCCAGAGUGCCCAGAUAGGAUCAGUUGCAUCUUUGAGCAGCUGUGUAACUUUGGCAUUGUUGAACGCUGCCACCGUCUUAAGCCAAGAGAGGCCACUUUGCAGGAGUUGGAGAGAGUACACUCUAGCAGACACAUUAAAUUCAUGUCUGGUCUGCAAGCCAUGAAACCUUCUGAGCUGCACCACCUAGCAAACUCCUUUGAUUCAAUCUACCUGCAUCGCCGAACCAACCACUGUGCUCUCCUGGCUGCCGGCUCCGUCCUCACAACUGUGGAUUGUGUGAUGUCAGGCAGCUGUCAGCAUGGUAUGGCUGUGGUGCGUCCACCAGGCCACCAUGCUGAGAGGAAUAAUCCUUGUGGCUUCUGUUUCUACAACAGUGUGGGUGUGGCUGCACAGCAUGCCAUUACUAGCCAUCAUUUAGAGAGAGUGUUGGUCUUGGAUUGGGAUGUGCACCACGGCAAUGGGACGCAGCACAUGUUUGAGUCGGAUCCACGAGUGCUGUACAUAUCAAUCCACCGCUAUGACCAUGGAAGAUUCUUCCCUGGGAGUGCUGAUGCCAACUACAACCGUGUUGGGCUGAAGAAAGGAAAAGGAUUCAACAUAAAUAUUCCGUGGAACAAUGGUGGGAUGGGAGAUGCAGAAUAUCUGGCUGCUUUCCUGGAGGUGGUUCUUCCUGUGGCUACUGAGUUUAAUCCACAGCUGGUCUUGGUCUCAGCUGGGUUUGAUGCAGCAGUUGGUGAUCCCCUUGGUGGAUACAAUGUUACUCCUGAGUGUUAUGGCCACAUGACCAAGUUCCUAACUUCUGUAGGAGAUGGGAGGGUGAUUGUGGCCUUGGAGGGAGGCUACAACCUGACCUCUAUUAGUUACUGCAUGACCUUAUGUGCCAAGGCCCUCCUGGGUGAUCCCCUGCCUUCUCUCUCUGGCAACCUUACCCCUUGUCAGAAUGCAGUGGACAGCCUCACCAGUGUGGUUGGUGCUCACUGCAAGUUUUGGUCUAGCCUCAACUUAAAGGGUAAGAUGGUGGAAUCUCCCAGGAAGCAAAACUCUUUCAAAUCAACCCAGAGACCUAUUUCCUCCACCACCAGUGCUCAAGCUGUUGAUGAGUUAGCAGCCAGUCUGUGUCAAGUGAACAUUGGUGAGGCCAGCCCAAGGAGAACCCAAACUGAGGAGAAGAAAGAGGAGACCUCUGGUGGGGAGCUGGAGGGAGCUUGUGGUGGCAGCCAUGAGGACAGCACUACGACCCUUAUACUGUCUGAAUGCUUAGGAGCACAGGAAUUAUAUGCUGUUGUACCAGUAUCCUGGUGCCCCCACUUAGAGGAAGUGCAGCCAGUGCCUGAUGGCACACUCAGCACCAGCAGCGCCUGUGAGGAGUGCCAUGACACUUCUGAGAAUUGGUGUUGUCUCACCUGUUAUAAGGUGUUGUGUGGGAGAUUUGUUGCUGAACACAUGCUGAUGCAUGGGGUAUGUGAAGAACACCACCUGGUGCUGAGCUUCAGUGAUCUGUCCACCUGGUGCUAUGCAUGUGAUAGUUAUGUCCACAAUCCUGCACUGUUUGAAGCUAAGAGAGCUGCUCAUUUAGACAAAUUUGGCUUGGAGCCUCCAGAAUGUUCUUGAAGACUGUUACUGCUGCUGCUGCUGCCACCUGUCCAUCAUUACGUCUGAUGCUCUGCUAGUCUAACAGAUGACUCACCAGGGUGUGAGCAGCCAUGCCUUAUAGACCACUCCUAGGUGGUGGUAUUCAUUUUAACAGUUUCUUGUGAUAACAUACCAAAGUUGUGCUUCAAGCUUACCAAAAUUGAACAUGGCUAAGUAAUUUAUUUUUGUAUACUAAAUGGAGCUAGAUGGUCAUUGCAUUAGAAUACACCACAGACAGCAUACUUGUGCAUCACACAUCUCAGGUUUUUUUUAUUAGUAUACUUGAUAUAUAUACUUAGCAAAUUUGCCUUUUAGGAACUUUGCUGUAUGGAUGAUAGAAUAUUUAUAAUAGAAAUCAUUAUUUUUAAUUUUUGUUGUAGCUUUAAACAAACUUUUAACUAGAUGGAAAUUAUUGCUCGAAAAUUUUUAAUAGUUUUAGGACUAGAGUAACAAGUGUAAAUAACAAAGAUGUGAUUUACUCUUAAAAUUUUAUCUCAACUCCAAUGGCAACAAGAAAUUUGACAUUAGAUAUGAUCCCAGCAUAUAUAUAUAUAUAUAUAUAUAUAUAUAUAUAUAUAUAUAUAUAUAUAUAUAUAUAUAUAUAUAUAUAUAUAUAUAUAUAUAUAUAUAUAUAUAUAUAUAUAUAUAUAUAUAUAUAGUGAGCCACUAGAAGUGGCUCAGAAGACUACCAGCUUUGUGCACCAGACUGCAAGACCUUGACCACAGGCCUAGCAUUAUUGUAUUGGAUCUUGAUCAUGCAAGACUAGUCAGGUGAGAAUGUGCAAUAAAGCAUGUUAUAACUGUAGCAUGGGAAGAGUAAGAUGUCAGAGUAGAUGAGGCUCAUUUGCUUGUUUCACCAAUCUCCACUUUCCAGGUUACCAAUUACCCAUCUAUUUUGUGGUGGGUUCCCAUUUUUGGGCAUUGUAAUGGAAGGGUAGAUGUCUGCAUUCCAAAAAUCAGUUUUUUUUUUUUUUUUUUUUUUUUUUUUUUUGCCAGGGAAUCAGCUAAUUUGCUACAGUAAAUUCUAUUAUGUUGUUGACAGCAUGGAAUUAUGCAACUGUAGUAGAAUCUGUUAUGCCAGUGAUGACUAAGUAGGCUAAGUGAUAUUUAAAAAAAAUAUUGUACAGCUUUCAUGUGUCCUAUGUAAGAACUGUACAAGUGGAGUUAUAGUACACCAUUACAUUGUAAAAGUAAUUCUGAUAUAGUACACCAUUACAUUGUAAAAGUAAUUCUGAGUAACAUAUUUUGUUUAAUACAUAUAUCUAAAGCUG
Molecule: messenger RNA, 7469 nt
Organism: Scylla paramamosain (green mud crab)
Lineage: Eukaryota; Metazoa; Arthropoda; Malacostraca; Decapoda; Portunidae
Gene: HDAC6
Product: histone deacetylase 6-like
Exons: 33
Coding region: 247-6177 (1976 amino acids)
Biological process (GO): negative regulation of transcription by RNA polymerase II
Cellular component (GO): histone deacetylase complex
Molecular function (GO): zinc ion binding; transcription factor binding; histone deacetylase activity
Source: RefSeq, a predicted model, not a curated record